Penicillium paradoxum is the source of this 1287-nucleotide messenger RNA. RefSeq lists its product as uncharacterized. Lineage: Eukaryota; Fungi; Ascomycota; Eurotiomycetes; Eurotiales; Aspergillaceae. The transcript is spliced from 4 exons. The record is from RefSeq and is a predicted model, not a curated record. Gene Ontology annotation, biological process: protein homooligomerization. The coding region runs from base 1 to 1287 and encodes 428 amino acids.
AUGGAGCGCACUCGCUCGAGCAAAUGCGAUCUGCCGACAGAAAAGGUGUUCUCAAUACAAAUUGGGUCUGAGGUCUUCCGUCUCUCGGGAGCUUCAAUUGCCUCCGAUGCUCCAUCUUAUUUUUCACGAUUUUUUGAGGAUCAAUUACGGCAAAGUCAAGAUGUCUCUAGUGUGAGGACCCUCUACAUCGAUCGCGAUCCCACGACGUUCCGCGAAAUCGCCAGGCAUCUGCAGGGCUACCAUAUCCGGCCCCAGGAUGGCGCGCAGUUCGUCAAAUUAUUUGCAGACGCGCAGUUCUAUACAUUGCCCCGGCUGAUGUCCCAAUUAUUCGAGGCGGAGUGCUUCGUCCAAAUCGGCGACCGCCAUUUUCAAAUCCCUCGCGAUAUCUUUUCGAGUCCCGGCGAUUCCCCUAAUUUCUUUACCCUUGGGUUCGCGGCCUUCUUUGCUUCCCCAUCCGAAGUCUUCCCCGGCCUAGACCGUCAAGGACUUUUGCGACCUCCAGCCAUCAUUCCCCCCAGCGUCCCGAACCGGUCCGCGGAUGUCUUUGACGAGCUUUUACACAUGCUGCGCGGGUAUCCGCUACACAUUAGAAAUGAGGAUCAUCGAGCGUCGCUCCUGCGCGACUGUCGUUACUUCCACCUCCGCGGCUUAGAACAGAAGUUGAUUCCGCAUCAAAUCGCGACAAACCCUUUCAGCCAAUCUUUGGAAAUUCUCAUACGGCUGGAAGAUGUACGGCCGUCUGGGAUUCAUUUCGCCUCUGGUACAGCCUCUGGAUCGCCUGAAGCGGGCGGGAUGGUCACAUACGCGCGCCCCUUUGUAGACGAGAACGCCGCUGAUUUGGUAGUCGAGAUCGGCGACGAGUGCAGUCUAAUACAUAGAAACACCAUGCAGAUCGAGUUUUUGGGCCUUUCGAAGCAAAGAAUUGCCAGUCUGUUACAAACGGUAGGCAAAAGGAUGAACCUUUCUGAUCUACAGCCGCCAUUGGGCCAAGGCCCACUCGAGCUGCGCAUCGAUCGUGAAACUGAUCUCACUGUCGAUGGUGAGCAAGACCCUCUGCAUUUGACGAUACCUAAAGCCAAUUCCGAAGCUGGAGCAAAUAGUGCGCCUCCAGCUAAACGCCCACGAUCCGAAGCUUGGGACGGCGGGCCCUGGGUUGUUCGGACAGGGCAAUGGCGACUGCAGGUGCAGCCGGGGCCUACUGGGGCAUAUAAGGUUGUCUUUUUUGCUGUCAAACUGGAUAUUUAUACCAGUUCGCAGGUCCGAAAUCGAUCACGGACAUUUCUUUAG